Molecule: messenger RNA, 2625 nt
Organism: Dermatophagoides pteronyssinus (European house dust mite)
Lineage: Eukaryota; Metazoa; Arthropoda; Arachnida; Sarcoptiformes; Pyroglyphidae
Molecular function (GO): RNA binding
Source: RefSeq, a predicted model, not a curated record
UGAUUUUUUUUCCCGUUUCGUUUCGAUUGAAUGUUUGAAAACAAAUUGAAAUAUUCGAAUCAACAAUAUGUCUUCAAAUCAACAACAGGCAAAUAUUAAUGCCGAUAAUAAUAAUAGCCAGAAUGUAUCAGGUAAAUCUAAAGGAAAACAAAAGAAAAAAGGUGAAAAAUUGGAUGUUGAUUUGUUUUUUGCAAAUACAACACCAAAUUGGGCAUCAAUGAUGGAAGAUGAUUCUGAAAAUGAAAUUAUUGUACCAAGUCAAUAUAAUCUUCCUGAAGCACCAAAAGCAUUAGUAAAUGAAAUUGAUCCAACACAAAUACCAACAGUACCACCAUUUAAAGUACAUUUACGUAAUUUACAUUAUGAAUUGGAAAAAGAAGAUUUAGAAGGUCUUUUUCGUAAUCUUACCAUUAUCGAUAUUCAAAUGAUCAAAGAUCGUACCAUACGUACAGCAUGGAUUGAAUUUGAAACCAAACAAGAUCUUGUUCAAGCAUUAGAAUUUAAUAAUCGUUCAAUUCGUGGUCGUAAUAUUUCAAUGUCAUUAGAUCGUGGUGGUGGUGGAAGUGGUGAUCGUUAUGGCGAUCGUCGCGGCCGUGGUGGAUUUGGUGGCCGAGAUAAUACAUCAAGUGAUUGGCGUUCACGAGAUACAAUGCCACCGAAACAAGUAUAUCCACCACCAUCAGUUGAUUCAUAUGAUCAUGCACCUAGAACCGGAGGUUAUAGUGGUGGUGGCGGUGGCGGUAAUCGUGGCCCAAGACGUUAUGGUGAUGAUGAUUAUGCACCACCAUCAUCACAUCGUAAUGAUUAUGGUGGCGGCGGAUAUGAUGAUAGAGGAGGUGAUGAUCGUUCCGGUUAUGAUGAUCGUUAUGGUCGUCGUAAUGAUUAUGGACAUCGCCGUGGUAAUGAUUCUGGUGGUAAUAUGGGCGGUGGCAGCGGCGGAGGUUCAAAUUGGAGAAGAAAUGAAAAUCGUGUUGCGCAACAACCAGAAGAGCCAAGUAAUUGGCGAAGAGAUGUUCCACCACCGAUGCAUCAACAACAAGAUCAUUCAUCAUAUGAACAACCACGUGGUGGUGGUCGACCAUUACGUUAUGAUGAUAAUAAUGUAUCAUCUCGUGCAAUGUUACCGCCACGUAUGGCAUCUGAUCAUCAUCAACAACAACAACAACAAUCAUCUUAUCGUAAUGAUGAAACAUCUGGUUAUAAUGAUGAUUUAUAUGAACCAUCACCACCAUCAGUACGUAAUAGCAAUCAAUCAAUAGAUCCGGAUAUGCAGCAAUCAUCAUCAAGACCAUUAAGAAAUGAAAAUACUACCAACACUACAUAUGAAAAUCGACGACCGAUAAAUGAACAAUAUUAUCAAUCAAGUGAUCAAUUUCGAUCCGGUAAUCGUAAUCCACCAUUAAUGGAUCAUCCAGGACGUGAACGUCUUUCAUCGACACGUUCGAAUGUAUCAAAUGUUGAUCAACAUUCGACUGAUGAUUAUAGUAGUAGUGGUGGUGGUGGUGGUAAUGUUCCAGCAACAACUGCCGCUCCAAAAGAACGUCGUCCAUUUAUCAAUUCAUCAGUGUUGGAUGCAUUGAAAAAACAGGCAGCCGAAACGGCACAACCUGCAAAAGUUUCAAAUUAUAGUUCAAUAUUUGGUGAAGCAAAACCGGUCGAUACGACGGAAAAAGAAUUGGAAAUUGAGAAAAAACUUCUUAGUUCGAAACAAGAAGCAGUCGCUGCAGUAUCAGCAACUACGAAUGAAGAAUCAAAUAAGUCAAACACUGAACAACCACAAGACUCGACAAAUGAUAAUGGUGGCGAUGUAUCAGUGCCACCAGCUAGUAAUGUUUCUGUUCCAUCAGCUACAACAAAUGAUCGACCUAAUCGUAUUGAGCAUCGAGAUUAUCAAAAUCGAGAUCAUCGUAGCAGUGAUCAAGAUUCAAUUCCACCGAGACGUCGUGCCAAUGGUGGCAUUGGUUCGAAUCGAAUGGGUGGUGGUGGUGGCGGUGGAAUGCGAAGAGAUUAUGAUGACCGAAAUAAUGGUGCCUUAAGUGAUAGACGUAUGGGUGGUGGUGGAGGUGGUAAUAUGCGUGCUCCAAGAGGUGAUUAUGAUCGCAUGGGCAGUGGUGGUGGUGGUAAUAAUGCACCACGUAUGCGAAGAGAUGGGCCACGUGGAGAUAGUUAUAUAAAUAAUAGCAGUGGUGGUGGUGGUGGAUAUAAUGAUCGUCGUAGAUUUGGUGAUCGUGAUCGUAUUGGUGGACGUCGAGGUUAUGGUGAUGAUAAUGUUGUUGCACCACGCUAUCAAGAUCGUGGACCACGUAUUGGCAGCGGUGGUGGUGGUGGUUAUGAUAAUAAUCGUAAUCGUUAUAAUAGUGGCGGUAGUGAUUAUCUUGAAUGGUCUAAAGAUGAUAGAGAUUCAGAUUCCAAACAGAGCUUUCAGCAAACAAACAGAAUCACUCAAAUAAGCUAUGCAUCAACGAACAAAUUUGAACAUCUUGGUGAAACCGAUGAUCAUGGAUCGGAAUGAAUGUUUUUUUUUUGGAGAAAAUUUUGAUUUGUGUUGUUGUUUGCUGUCGCCCCUCAUUUAGUAAAAAAAAGAAAAGAAAAUUAUUUUUUAUUUACAUCAACAAAAACAAAAUU